GUGAAUCAGAGUGGCGGUCGACUUCGGUCCCAACACGCGGAAGAGCACAAAACUUCUCUUCAUCGUUGUCGCGUGUUUUUUUUUUUUUUUUUUGUUAAUUAUUAUUUUGUUUAAAUAUUAUUUUGAUUAUUAAUAAUUAGCUUCAUAUUAUUUCAAUAAUUAAACUCACCAUUAUUUUUUAAAUUGAUGACAUUAUUAUUUUAAUUUUUUUUUUUUAUUCAAAUAAAAAAGAUAAAAUAUUGUUGUUGUCAUUAAAUUGUUGGUGAGGAUUAUUAUUAUUUUCUUUUUGCAAAUUUUAUAUCUUUUUUAAAUCAAGAUUUAUAAAUAAUACCGUGGAAAUUUUUAAAUCGAUAGUGUCGUGGCAACAAUGUUGUCCUGAGUAAAAUAAAACGCAAGUGCUACGAAAUUUUAUUUAUUUUUUAUUUGAAAAAAAAAGCUCAGAGGAAAAUUAUCGAUUAAUUAGUCCAUAAUAUUUUGUAAAUUUAGAUAACUUUAUUUGAAUUUACAAGUGAAUUUAUUUGUGGAUAUCAUUUUUUUUUAUUAUAAAAUUAAUUAUGAAGCUAAUGUUGUUCAGUUACGUCACUCGGAUUUUAAUCCUCGUGUUUGUGAUUUGUGUAAAAACGCGGGAAGCUAUUCCUGUAACUGCACUCUCGGAAAAUAAUGCAAUGAGUUAUUUGUCACAAUUUGGAUAUUUACCACCGACAAAUCCAACGAGUGGUGGAUUCAUCACCCAGGAAACAAUGACCAAAGCCAUUUCGGAAUUUCAAUCAUUCGCUGGACUAAAUGUUACAGGUGAUUUAGAUAAUGAAACAUCUACCCUCAUGUCACUGCCAAGAUGCGGAGUCAAGGACAAAGUUGGUGCUAGUUCUGAUGGUAGAUCAAAACGUUAUGCACUUCAAGGUUCAAGAUGGCGUGUUAAAAAAUUAACAUAUAAAAUAAGUAAAUACCCACGUAUACUUGAAAAAAGUGCUGUUGAUAAAGAUGUAUCACGUGCAUUUUCAGUAUGGUCAGAAUAUACUGAUUUAACAUUUACCCAAAAACGUAGUGGUCAAGUACAUAUAGAAAUAAGAUUUGAACGUGGUGAACAUGGUGAUGGUGAUCCAUUUGAUGGUCCUGGUGGUACACUAGCACACGCAUAUUUUCCAGUAUACGGUGGUGAUGCACAUUUUGAUGAUUCCGAACAUUGGAGUAUAAAUAGUUACCGUGGUACAAAUUUAUUUCAAGUUGCUGCACAUGAAUUUGGUCAUUCACUUGGUCUCAGUCAUAGUGAUGUUAAAUCAGCACUUAUGGCACCAUUUUAUCGUGGCUAUGAACCAAAUUUUAUACUCGACAGUGAUGACAUACAAGGCAUUCAGGCAUUAUAUGGACAACAAACAUUAUCAUCAUCUGGUUCUGAAAGUACUGAUACUAAAGUAAAUUCAAAAACAACCGUACCACCACCUGGUGAAGAGGAUACACAAUUAUGUAGUGAUUCAAAAAUAGAUACAAUGUUUGAUUCAGCUGAAGGACAUUCUUAUGCAUUUAAAGGUGAUCAUUAUUGGAAAUUAACAACUGAUGGAAUUGCCAGUGGUUAUCCAAGACUCAUUAGUAAUUCAUGGCAUGGUUUACCAGGAAAUAUUGAUGCAGCAUUUACAUAUAAAAAUGGAAAAACUUAUUUUUUCAAGGGAUCAAAAUAUUGGAGAUAUAUUGGUAAAAAAAUUGAUGGUGAUUAUCCAAAAGAUAUUAGUGAAGGUUUUACUGGUAUACCAGAUAAUAUUGAUGCAGCAACAGUAUGGACUGGUAAUGGUAAAAUAUAUUUUUAUAAAGGAACAAAAUUUUGGCGUUUUGAUCCAGCUCAAAGACCACCAGUUAAAAGUACAUAUCCAAAAUUAAUAUCAAACUGGGAAGGUAUACCAAAUAAUAUUGAUGCUGCACUGACUUAUCAUGGAUACACGUAUUUCUUCAAGGGCGACAUGUAUUAUCGGUUUAAUGACCGCACAUUCUCAGUUGAUGUUGCCGAUCCAGCAUUUCCAAGGUCAACAGCAUACUGGUGGUUUGGUUGUAGAUCAGCAAGUCGUGGUACUUUAGGUAAUAUUGAGUGGAAAAAUCGUAUACCAGAAUCAAGUUAUAUAUCUGGUAAUUUGGAGGAACUUGGUGGUGAUCUUGGUGACAACGAGAGUCGUGAUGAUGUUGAUGACAUUAUAUUAGAUGCAGGAGGUUCUGACGAGCAGCUUGUAACAUCAUCAAAUCAUCGUGAUGUUAAUAACAGUGGAGAUUCAUUCAUAUCAACAUCAAGAAAUAAUCAUUUUAAUCAAAUUAUGAUUAUUACAAUUAUUCUUAUAUUGAGGUUUUUAACAACAACGUAAAAUUUAAUGUCAUUUUAAAUUAAUUAAGACUCAAAAUAGUAUUUUUUAUUUUAUAAAAUAAAUCUUCCCAAAUAUUUUGAGUCAAAGAAAAAUAUAAAUAGUUAACUGACAUUUUUAAAAUUUUGAUGAUUGAAUAAAAUAAGAAAAUUCAUCAUUGUCUUUAGACUCAUUAUUAUUAACUUUUUUUUUAUAUAAUAUAAAAAAAUUAAUUUUAUUUUUUAGAUAAUGACAUGAUAAAAUAAGCAAGAGUGAUCAUUUUUUUUUUUUUUUUUUAAUUAGUUACUUGUGUAAAAAUAAUUAGUUGAUUUAUAAAUGUGUCGUGAUAAAAAAUAAAAAUUAAAAACAAUCAUUAGUCAUUACACUGCCUGAUCAAAGUAAUGUGCAAUAAACAAAAAUUUUAUUUUCAUUUUGUUUAAAUUCAAAAAUAAAUCAUUUUCAUGUUUUUUUCUAUUUUUAAAUGUUUGAUGAAAAAUCAUUUGAUGAUUAGAGUCCAUAAUAUGUGUAAUUUUUUGAAAUAAAAAAUUCAAUAGAUUUAAAUUUAAACUUCCGGAAUGACAAUAUAAAAGUCAUUGUAAAUUUUAAAUUAUAAACAAUGAUCAGUUUGAAAAAAAAAUGAAAAAUUUACAUAAAAAUUUUUUAAAACAAUUUUGAAGCGACCAAUUUUAGUAUACCAGUGCUUUUAUAUAAUUAAUUAUUUUUCUAAUUAAAAUAUCAGAUAUAAUAUUUAAAAAACAAAUUAAUUGUUUUUGUUAAAUUUUUUAUUCAAAUCAAUUUAAUAAACAAGUAUUAUUUUUCUUUUUUUCAUUAGAAAAAAUAUACAAAUAUUAUCAAUGAAAAUUAAAUAAUAAUUAAAAAUGAUCGCAUGUAAAUUUUGCAAUUUUAUGUCAUUGUUAUAACAUUGUGUCAUUAAAGUAUUAAUUAGUUUUAUCUACUUUUUUUAUUUUUUUGUUUUUUUUAUAAUUAUUUCUUAUAUCAACUCGUAAUAAUAUUAGAUAAUUAAUUGUUUUUUUUUUUUUCUUUUUAGUACUUAAUUGAUGAUAAAAAAAUACAUAUUAAAUAUAAUUUACUUUGUUUAUAUUUCAAUUAUACUUUUAAAAUAUUUCACUAAUUUUUAUUGUCAAAAAAGCAAACAAUUUAUCAAUUGUAAUAUUUUUUUUUUUCUAUUAAUCAUGGCAACAAGAAUUUUUUUAAUUUUCCACUUACCAACAUUGUAAUAUAUUCCUCUCAUUUAGUCAUUUAAUUAUGUACCAAUAAAUUUAAUUAAAUUUUAUGAUGGAA
Messenger RNA from Aphidius gifuensis, 3623 nucleotides. RefSeq names its product matrix metalloproteinase-14 (gene Mmp1). Gene Ontology annotation, cellular component: extracellular matrix. The transcript is spliced from 8 exons. The coding region runs from base 555 to 2345 and encodes 596 amino acids. Lineage: Eukaryota; Metazoa; Arthropoda; Insecta; Hymenoptera; Braconidae. The record is from RefSeq and is a predicted model, not a curated record. Gene Ontology annotation, molecular function: zinc ion binding; metalloendopeptidase activity. Gene Ontology annotation, biological process: collagen catabolic process; proteolysis; extracellular matrix organization.